GGUGCUCCUACAAAAUUAAGCGCCGAAAUUUGUGUAAACACAGACAUCUACGAAAAAAUGUGAUGCAUGUCGAUGUAGAAAAUGACUAAUAACUUGAAAUUAAAAGCUAUAGGCCUACCCACAGCUAUCACAGACAAACUUGCUAAUCAUAGCAUUAUCACUGUCCAAGAUUAUUUGAUCUUGAAUUUGAUUGAAUUGCAAAGAAAAACAGGAUUGAGUUAUCAAAAAUUGUCAUCCACUUCUGAAGAUGUGAACAACUUUAUAGCCCCAUUAGGCAUUUCGGUUAGCCGGUUGUUACAGCCAUCACAUGUGGUUUUUAAUGAUGAUCUAGAUACUUUCUUAAAGGGAGGCAUAACAUGUGGUCACAUAACAGAAUUCUCAGGGGCUCCUGGUCUUGGGAAAACUCAGUUAUGCCUCCAGCUUGCAUUAUCAAAUGCAUUACAUGGAAAAGUAAAUGGUGUUCUUUAUAUUGACAGUGAAGGUGCAUUCAGUGCUUCGAGACUUCUAGAUAUUGCUGUUCACAAAUAUGGAAUAGCUACAGAAAAAGACAUCCAGAGCUCUUUAAAUAGAAUCCAUUUGUGGAGACCUCUUAGUCUUAAGGAAAUUAUAGACAAGUUAAUCAGUAUUGAAGUGCUUAUUGUCAAAGAACAUAUUGGCCUAUUAAUAAUCGAUUCUAUGGGAUCGAUAGUUCGUCGAGACUUUGGGGCAGAUAAAAGUAUUGAAAGAGGUGCCCAAAUGUGUUCACUGAGUUCCAGUUUGAAACGAAUAGCACAUGAUUUUAACUUGGCAGUGGUUGUAACUAACCAUGUAACUGCUAAAGUAGAAUCGUCCUCAACAAACUUCAAUUGCCAAUCUACCUCCAUUCCCGCAUUGGGUCCAUCUUGGAGUCAUUGGAUCAACAGCCGGCUUCAUUUGUUUAUAGCUCAAAACAAACGGCGUUUGAUGGUUUCGAAAUCUCCCGAAAUUCCUGAGCUUAUUGUUGACUAUAACAUAAGUAAAGGUGGCCUUGACAUCCAACAUGAUACUUGUUCAUCCUCAGCCUAUUGA
Messenger RNA from Daphnia carinata, 1047 nucleotides. RefSeq names its product DNA repair protein RAD51 homolog 2-like. The transcript is spliced from 6 exons. Gene Ontology annotation, biological process: double-strand break repair via homologous recombination. Gene Ontology annotation, molecular function: DNA binding; ATP binding; ATP-dependent DNA damage sensor activity. The record is from RefSeq and is a predicted model, not a curated record. NCBI's taxonomy places the organism in Eukaryota, Metazoa, Arthropoda, Branchiopoda, Diplostraca, Daphniidae. The coding region runs from base 82 to 1047 and encodes 321 amino acids. Gene Ontology annotation, cellular component: Rad51B-Rad51C-Rad51D-XRCC2 complex.